CCUCAGAAACUUGCCGGUACUGACAUGGGUGUUUACGACCUCACUACUCACACCAUCAGCCCAUUCUACUGUACAACAUCAGUCCAUAAGAACCCUUCUCUGAUUUUCCCAUUACCCGUAUGGGUCUUACCCUCCAACUAUUGAAGCAGAAUUAUGGGUGUUCUUCUCCUCUGUUAGGAGGUGUUCUGUUGAAGGGAAACUGUUUUCUUGGGUCUCUGGGAACGGGAUUCUGAGAGUUGGAAUGCUGAGAGUUGCAGGGAAGCUCUGGGACGGGGGAGAUCAGUGGGGAAGAUGAUGAUCGAAGCUUUAUUUUCCCGCCUUAGACAGUAGCUUGCUGCCAAAGCUUGUCCUUAUAUUUUCUCAUUUAUUUGUAUCUUUUUUUUUUAAAUUUAUUUAGGGCCUUUUCGCUCUGCUAGGCCCAAUUAGCUAUAAAGCCCAUCUCUCUCUUCCAUUUUUUCAUCCUCUCUAAAUAUAUAUUUUUUUUACUUUCUCGCCCUCAAAAACAGAAAUACUGGAAACUGAGAUUCGCCGAUUUGGUCAGUUUAUCGCCGGCGGCCCACUGAACCCGCUCUCUCCGUCACAAAGUCGCUAUUCAGCACUCAGCAGGUACUUAGAUCGCGCAUCCCCGGCUUUCCCUUUCUGCAGCUUGCCGUGAUGAUAUUCUGUUGUCAACUGUAAACUCUGUGAGAAUGAAUAAUCCUGCGUCAUGUAAUUUCAAUCCUUACAAAUUGUCAUUUGGCCUAAUCACGAAACCUUAUAUUUGAGUUUCAGUCGGGUUACUGAACUGUGCUUCUUUUGCAUCAUUGUAUGCCGCCUUUGUUUCUGUUGAAUUUUGGGUCUUUGCCUGAAUUCUUCCAUUAGGUUUGUAGCUUGUCUUUCAUUGUAUCCUUUCCUUGAUUGUGUGUUUGGUAACCAGUGGAGCUGGGGUAGCCAUCACAUCGUUCUUGGUUGCUUUCUAUUUCGGAUUGCUUCUAAUGGUGCUUAAUUGUGAUUUAAACUUCGGUUAUUUUUGUCUAGCAAUUAGUGAAGUAAACCUUAGUCUAUUUUCUACAGAAGAGCAAAGCAAACUGAAAAGUUGGUGGUGCUGAAGCAUGGCAGAUGGAGGUGAUGAAAGCCAAAGCAACAAUAUGUCAACAAUUUCUGGUGUAGAAGGGAAUGUAGAAGACAUCAAAAGAGGUAAAGAUGAGAUGAAGGUGACAACAGCUGCAGGGGCAGCAGGCAACUGGGUGAACGAUCUGCAGAGGAGUGUGGUAGAAUCGAAGGAUUCAGCACUACGAUCUGCCAAUUCCUUCCGUCAAUGCUCUUCACUCCAUUUCCGCUCUCUACAGGAUCAUUAUGUGCCUGAUGCCAUCUCUAACCUGAAGACUUAUGAAGAUGUUUUCUUCACCAAACUCAAAGAUGGUUUAACAACAUGCAAAGAAUACCCAGCUACUUCUCUUGGAGUUGUACUCUCCUCUUCCCUUCUUCUAAUGCGAGGUCCACGAAGAUUUUUGCUGCGCCAGACAUUUGGUCGAUUUCAGAGUGAGGAGACACGUUUCCACAAAGCUGAGAAGAAUGUCAAAGAGUUUGGUUCUGCUGUUGAUGAGAUGAAGAGGGUAAGCGAAAUGUUGCGUGAAAGGGCUGCUAAAGCCGAGAAGGGCAUGAAACAUGGCUACACUGAACUCAUGGGUGCUGGAAAUCAAAUUCAAAGCUUAUCCAAAUCUGUUUAUAAGGUCGAGCGCCAGGCUGCAGAUUUGGUGGAUGGUCUGCGAGAAAUCCCGAGCAGGGAAGCACUGAAACUUCGACUUGAGGUCGCUUCCAUGGUAUCCGACUUGAAAAAGCAGAGGACAGAGCUGGAUAAGCGGAUCCUGAAGAUCUCUGAACUAGGAGUACCGGUUUGAUUCUGCAAAAUGUCAUCUUCAGCGGCAGCCAUGAGCUCUAUUUCUAUCUAAACUUUUUGUCAAGUACCUAUUAUUCCUAUCAUCCUAUGACUGGUUAUUGGCUCUUAUCGUCCACGAGCCUAGAUGCAUAAAUUGCAACUCUGAUUAGUAUUUAGCUGACGAAUAACAGCACAGUUGUCCUUCUGAGAACUUGGAGUUUGCAACUUUCAAAUAUCUAUGACACUAAUGCAACUUUUCAAUAACAACACUGUUGAUGCUUCCCGUGUUAAACAUUUAAUACACAUUUAUUCAAUUG
Linum trigynum is the source of this 2175-nucleotide messenger RNA. The record is from the annotation of a GenBank genome assembly. Lineage: Eukaryota; Viridiplantae; Streptophyta; Magnoliopsida; Malpighiales; Linaceae.